Exaiptasia diaphana is the source of this 2531-nucleotide messenger RNA. RefSeq lists its product as uncharacterized. NCBI's taxonomy places the organism in Eukaryota, Metazoa, Cnidaria, Anthozoa, Actiniaria, Aiptasiidae. The record is from RefSeq and is a predicted model, not a curated record. The transcript is spliced from 12 exons. Bases 23 to 1369 code for a protein of 448 amino acids.
UUCACUGUUUUCAUAUUCAACGAUGAUUGAAAACUGCUCUAAAAGGGGCAUUUUCUUUGUAAAUAGUCAUCUAUUAGUGUUAUCCUUGUAUAUUUUAUGUAAUAUYUUAGUCAGUAGUGAUGGAAAACAGCAUUUUGAAGCGGAUUUUUACAACGAAAGUGUGAUUAGCCGGAUAGCGUUUGGGAGUUGCAGCAAUCAGAAUAAACCACAACCCCUAUGGCAGCAUAUAAGUAAUGAAAAACCUGACCUAUGGGUCUGGUUAGGCGAUGCUGUAUAUGCUGAUAAUAAUGUAGCUCCUUUUAUAUGGGCCCCAGCGCCAUUACCAGUAGUYGCACAAAGGUACAAAAMUCAGAAGGAAAAACCAGAAUACAAGUCAUUUCUAAAAACUGGGAUACCUGUGUUGGGUGUUUGGGAUGAUCACGAUUAUGGGAUGGAUCGAGGCGGAAAGCAUUAUGCAAAUCGUCUGCAAUCACAAGGCAUCUUUCUUGACUUCCUUGAUGACCCAAAAAAUAGCUUACGGAGAGACAGAGAGGGAACUUAUGCAUCUUAUCUUUUUGGUCAAGGAGAACAAACUGUCAAGAUCAUUCUAUUAGACACACGGUCACACCUAAUAAGAGGCGCUGGAUGCGAUAUACUUGGUGMACAGCAGUGGGCGUGGUUAGAGCGUCAACUGAGUGACAAGGAUGCACCUUCAUUAACAUUGAUUGGUAGUGGYAUYCAAGUUUUGUCAGACUUGCCUGUGAUUGACAAAUGGUUGGGAUGCCCUGAGAGUUAUGAUAGACUSAUGUGGAUGUUGCAAAAAACACCAAGGGUUAUGCUCCUAAGUGGGGAUGUUCAUUUUGGUGAAUUCCAAUGCCUUAAUGCAACAAGCACAGGGUACCCAUUGUAUGAAGUUACAUCAAGUGGAAUGACUAGUGUUUGUGUAUCUUUGACCUCAAAAAAAUUCUGCAACUGGCUUUUGAAUGAUGUUGCUGUAUCAUCAGUACGCUUCAAAGAUGUCAUAACUGAACUGAAUUAUGGGAUGAUCAACAUUGAUUGGACCUAUAAACCAGCUAAAGUGUCUUUAGAAAUAAGAGGAAAGAAAGGAGUGUACUUACAGCAUGCUGUUUCAUUAGAUCAGCUUAGUAMGCAAAGUGACUCACCUCUGUGUCCUAAGRCAGCAAGUCGACCUCCGUUCUUCCCUAAAACAAUGUUUUGGUGUUCUGUGUAUAUAUUAGCUGUUCUAGUUGUAUUUAUUCUUCUUAGGGUCUCAAUUUUUAUCUCUAAAUUUAUACUCAUACAAGUUCUAYUGCCAGCACUUGGKUUGCCUGUGCAUAGCAUGUCGCAUGCCCAGGUUAAACCAAUCAAUGGCAAGGUGAAGAGUGAGUGACAAGCUGUCAGUCAAUCUGAUGGGAAAUAGAAUUGCACAGGAAUCCCAGUACUAGAGUAAUCUGUGGAGGACCUGUAUUUAUACAAACCCAGUAAUGUAACAACAUUUAUUGGUUAAUUUGAAUCAAUAUUAAUUAAUUUUCUAUCCAUAAUUGUAAGUUAUUGACUAAUUAUUUAUCAAUAUGUUGUGCUGAUGGGUUUUUUUGCACUUUAUUUACUGAAUUUAAUUAUUUGUCAAAAUGGUGGGUAUUACAUAUAUCUCAUUAAUUCUUAUAUUAUUGUACGGAAAAAUUUGAUAAUGUAAGUGAUGAAUCAACUCCAGAGGCCACCAUUGACGACCCCAUUGACUAGACGACACAUGAGAAAAGUGAAGAGGGGGGAAAACAGGGUUUUUACAAGCAAAAAUUCAAAAGAAUAAAAUGCAWACAACUGAAAAUAAAGAAAGUCCAUAAUCUGGGAGAAUUUAUAAAAACGUUUAGAWGAAGACUAAUGUCUUCCCUCCRCCAUCACUUUUCUAUAAAUGGUCUGUCCCUWAACUAAAUCAUAUGACAAAUCCAGCCAACUUGGCAGGCUACUAUAAUAAUUAAUUCUAAAUGAUAUCAUUGAUUAUCAAUACAUAUUAAAUAUUAUURUUGAUAAUUAUUUAUUAAUGAUUACAAUUACUAAAUUCUUUAUUGCACAUUAUUUAGUAAGUUAGAUAUUUGCAGAGACAUUCAUACUAAAGAAGUUAGUUUGGAAAAAUAUGAGAAGUACUGGGAUGAUAUGGGAAAAGACUUGGAGCAGGGUUUUGGAUAGUAAGCUAUUUUAAAACAAGACUGAAUUAGAUAUUAUAAAAAAAAUUAUGUACAGUUAACUCCUAAAAACUAUAUAGUUUUUGUGUUUUUAAAUCGAAAAUGAAAACAUUUUAUCGUACAAAAGAUCUAGAAAUCAAAUAUAUAGUCAACUACAAUAUUGUAGAAUGUAACACAACAAUGUAUUAUAAUGACAUCAAAGCAAAAUAUAAAAUGUACAAUAUAUAUCAAAUUUAACGAGUUUUAUAAUAUGUAAUGUAGAGUAAAGGACUACGGUUAACCAGCAUCCUAUGAGAGCCAUUAUUUAUGCUUGAAAAUGAUAAAGGGUAGGUUUACUAGAGUAUUUUACAAUAAAAAGAAAUUGCACCCAAA